AUGGCUCUAGCAACUAUGCAGGGUGUGACCGUGCCCAACGUGCAGCCGCCGUGGGUCCUGACACUGUCGCACACGGCGUCCCUGGACAGCGCGCUGCCUAGGGACCCGCUCUGCGCACAGUUUAUCAAGGCGGGGGCCGCCGGCGGCAUACACGGCCUGCACCUCGCGACGGCGCAGCAGAUUUUUCGGUGGUUCCGUACGGCGGGGCCGCUCGUGUCCGUGCGCACGAACGUCGACGUCGGGUACAAGCACCGGACGUGCGUGCUCGAGUAUUGGGACGAGGAAGACGCGAACUAUGCGCGUCUGCACUGUCGCGAGUUCCACUUCACGCUGCAGCGCAUGGAGCCGUUUUCGUUGCGCACAUUCGCGCCACAUAGCGUGUCGGGCAGCAACAUGGGGAGUAAGUUCACGCCUGCCAGUUUGCCGAAGACGUUUGAGAAGUUUGGCGACAUCAUCCAGCAAGUACUUCUAGUGUAUCAUCAGGCGCAUAUAUUGACCACUCGGGAAGCGGCUGCUUCCGCCGUGGCCGAACUGAACGACACGGUUCUCAAUGGCACCACCAUUCAUGUCCGAUAUUUCGAGCCAGGUAAUCAAGCGGACUUCCGGCUAGUGCAGCACUCAGACGUCAAAAAGCCUCCCGUCCCUGAUCAGGAUCCACCCUUGAAGCCGACGCAAGGGGCAGCCGAAGCUAAGGCGCAGGCCAAGGACGACCAGAGCAGCCAAAGCGGAGAAGAUCAGGAGCGCCAGGCCCGCGAAGAAGAGACGAAACGCCAGGCCUGCGAAGAGGAGACGAAACGCCAGGCCCGCGAAGAGGAAACCAAACGCCAGGCUCGCGAAAAGGAGACGAAACGCCGUCAAGCCGAGACGCAGGCCCGAGCAGACUACGAGCGCAAGCUCCAGGAGGCAACGCGCCAGCGCGAGGUGGCGGCAGCGCUCGAGGCGGCCGCGCGGACGGGCACGCUGGAGUCCAUCUGCGCGGAGGAUGCGGCGAAAGCCGUGUACGGCGAGGCGGUGCACGCGCGCGAGUCCGCGACGACCGAGCUCUCUGCCGUGUCUGCCGCGGUGCUCGAGGCGCAGAGGGCACUCGGGGCGGCGCGGGCGCGCCAGCAGGACGUGCUCAAUCGCGUGUCGCGCGCGAGCGCGGCGGAGAACGAGGCGAACAAGGCAUUACGCGAGGCGACGGCGCGGCGUGUGAACGCGGAGAUGGCGGAGGUGCGCGUCCAGGCGACACGCGAGGCUGCUGAUCGGAAGGAGAAGGAGGUGCGCGAUGCGGCUCCUCCUGUGGAUGAGGCGGCACGCAGACAGGAGGAGCUGGAGGAGAUGAUCCAGCGGAUGAAAGAGCUCAAGGAAAUUGAGGAUCGGGACCGAAGGGAGAAGGCAGAGAGAGAGCGGCGAGAGCAGGAAGAGGCAGAGCGCAUGCGGCAGGAGGCGGAGCGGUUAGCAAGAGAAGAGCAAGAGCGUAAGGUGCGAGAAGAGCAAGAGCGUAAGGUGCGAGAAGAGCGAAAGCGCAAGGCGCGCGAAGAGCAGGAGCGGCUAGAGCGCGAAGCCCGACGCUUGCAAGACUAUCGCGAUGCGACGUUGAAAGAACAGGAGCGAUGCUCACAGCGCGACAGGAAAUGGUACCGGUAUGGAAUAGCAUGGACCGAAACGCGCCACGUCAACUGGUUCAAGGAGGUCAGCAGCGAAUUCGAGGAGAUCAAAUUCUCGGCAUCGCAGCCACUCACGUUCAAAAGCAUUCCUUGGCCCUUGCUUAUGCCGCCGAACGCGCACACACUUGAUCUGAUCGAAUGGAGCAACGUUGAGGCCUUCUUCGCAGCAGCGAAACGAAUAGUUGGCGAGAAGGAGUACAAGACUAUGGUGGAAAAGGCUCACCGGAGGUUUCACCCAGAUAAGUGGCGGUCUCGCGGUCUCUCGAACACUAUCCUAGAUGACGACCUCCGGGAACAGUUGGAGAAAGCAGGCAAUGUUGUCGCCCAGGCAAUUACACCGCUCUGGCUGGCUUCAAAGGAGAAAAAGCAAACAUAGUCCGUAGUUGAAUUAAGUGCUGUAUGUAAUAUCCUAGGGGUAGUUUGGC
Molecule: messenger RNA, 2074 nt
Organism: Phanerochaete carnosa HHB-10118-sp
Lineage: Eukaryota; Fungi; Basidiomycota; Agaricomycetes; Polyporales; Phanerochaetaceae
Exons: 6
Coding region: 1-2025 (674 amino acids)
Molecular function (GO): nucleic acid binding
Source: RefSeq, a predicted model, not a curated record